This is a messenger RNA of Schizosaccharomyces osmophilus, 606 nucleotides long. RefSeq names its product cyclophilin family peptidyl-prolyl cis-trans isomerase Cyp4 (gene cyp4). Gene Ontology annotation, molecular function: peptidyl-prolyl cis-trans isomerase activity. Gene Ontology annotation, biological process: protein folding; protein peptidyl-prolyl isomerization. Bases 1 to 606 code for a protein of 201 amino acids. NCBI's taxonomy places the organism in Eukaryota, Fungi, Ascomycota, Schizosaccharomycetes, Schizosaccharomycetales, Schizosaccharomycetaceae. The transcript is spliced from 5 exons. The record is from RefSeq and is a predicted model, not a curated record. Gene Ontology annotation, cellular component: endoplasmic reticulum; fungal-type vacuole.
AUGUACUGGUUGCGUUUCUGCCUUUUAAUUUCCGCUUUGUUUACUGUUCUUUGCGCAGCUAAUCGCGGUCCUACUAUUACGGAGAAUGUUUACUUUGACUUGAAACAGGGCGACGAGUUCUUGGGACGUGUCGAAUUCGGUUUGUAUGGAAAAACUGUCCCUAAAACGGCUGAAAACUUUCGUGCAUUAGCAACCGGAGAAAAGGGCUUUGGCUACGAAGGAUCUUCCUUCCACCGCGUGAUUCCCAAAUUUAUGAUCCAAGGAGGAGACUUUACAAACCAUGAUGGUACCGGUGGAAAAUCAAUUUAUGGACCUCGUUUCGGUGAUGAAAACUUCAAGAUCAGCCAUAACCGCGUUGGUUUAUUGAGUAUGGCAAACGCUGGUCCCGAUACCAAUGGAUCUCAAUUCUUCAUCACCACCACGAAGACCCCCUGGUUGGACGGUCAUCAUGUCGUUUUUGGUGAAGUCGUUUCUGGUUACGAAAUCAUCCAAAAGAUCUCCAAGACUAAAACGAAUAGUCGUGAUCGUCCUGUUGUUGACAUCGUCAUUGCCAAAUCUGGUAUUCUUUCCAAGUCAGAAAACAAUGAAGGAACCGAUGAGUUGUAA